Molecule: messenger RNA, 3945 nt
Organism: Xiphophorus hellerii (green swordtail)
Lineage: Eukaryota; Metazoa; Chordata; Actinopteri; Cyprinodontiformes; Poeciliidae
Product: N-acylethanolamine-hydrolyzing acid amidase-like
Exons: 10
Coding region: 2944-3846 (300 amino acids)
Biological process (GO): fatty acid metabolic process
Cellular component (GO): lysosome
Molecular function (GO): fatty acid amide hydrolase activity
Source: RefSeq, a predicted model, not a curated record
AGCACACUUCCUUCCGCAGGCGGCGUUAUAUUCUUGGAAUUUAUCUUUCUGUUCUUUCCAAAAGUCUAUUUUCUCAAUGAGAACACUCUCCAGCAAGACACUGAUUGUACAAGGCAGAUAGUCACCAGAUAAGGACAUAUUUGUUUUCUGGUUUAUCACGCAAAUAUAUAAAAAGAAGUGCAAAUGGCCUUGUCCCAGAAAAGCUAAAAGAUCAAAUAUCUUCCACUGAACCAUAUGCAAAAUGAGGAAACACCAGUCAAGUUACACAAAUAUCCUGUGGAAUGAUGCUGAGGACAGUGAGAGUGAGUCAGCCAGUAGGACAGUCAUGGCUGCCUUCAAGUGACGGCCAUGACUGUCGUGUGAAUAGAUCUUCCUCUGUUCGCGAUAGACAAAGAUCUACAGAAAUAAUAAUGCUAAAAAAAAAACACUCGUCAGAAAUGUUCUGGAAAAACUCAGAAAAUCAUUUUCUGAGUUUCAAAAGUUGAAAAUUUCUCAGACAUUUGGUAGAAGAAAACAAGGACAUUUCUGUUUGAAAAGUCGAAAGUUUUGCUUCAAAUUUUUUGACCUUAAUCUCAGAAAUUUUCUAGACAAAACAUUUAAUUGAAAAAUUUCAACUUUUCAAACUGAGAAUUUUUUAAAAGAAAAUUCUGAGGUCAAUCUGAAAAUGUCUGUUGUUAAGUAAAGUGUUACAAAAUUUACAGUUGAAGGGUUUGCCUUUUUCUCCUUUUGUCAGAAUCACAACAAACUUGUCUAUGCUCUCUAGCUGUACAGAAAUGACUUGUAAAUGAUUGCAGUAAACUCGGAGACAAACCGGUGCCUACAGUGCAGAGUGUACUCAUUUUUUUCAGCCACCUCACUGCUGCUCGCUUUCACGUAGGUGUAUUAUUCCUUAACUGUUUUAUAUUUUUAAAGCUGGAUGUUUCUGAAGCACAUCUGCUCCCUUGUCAACUUUAUGCUGACAUGCACAAGGCAGAUCAUAUUUAAAUGUGUUUCUAGCUUCCUGUAAAAAAAAUAAAAUAAAAUAAAAUAAAAAAUCCAGAUAUUUUAAUUCAUUUUAAAUCAGAUCUGGGGAGUGGUAUCAUUAGAAUUACCUUUGUGUAAAUCCGAUUAUCAUGUUUCAGAAAAUAAAAGCACCUAGUUGAAAAAUCUAAAACAUUCCUAAAGUACAUAUUAAAUCUAAGAACUGAAAAAAAAAACAUGGACGUUCCUAAAUGAAUGUUACGCUCUGCAAAUAUGGAUCAAGCAUUUCUUACACCUCACCAUGAAAACCUCUUGGCAGAUAUCAACCCUGACCCAAAGAGUUUGCGCAUCUUAACCCGCGUCUCUAUUUUAUUAUGAAAACCUGUUAAAGGAAGGCGGUUUGGUUUGUUGCUGCGUUUCAUUAUCAGCUUAAAGCUGCCAGUCUCGUUCUGUGUCAGGCAGCUCAUUCCUCUGACUGACAGCUCGCAGUCAUGAUGCUGUGGAGUUCAGCGUUGCUGGUUCUGCUCGGACCCUCUGGGCCUCUGUGGGCUCAGCGGCCGCCUACAGUGUUCGUCGAUCUGGACCUGAGUCCGGAACAGCGAUGGGAGCAUCUUCAGGAAGCUUUUAAUACAGAUUUAAUGAAAAAAGCUGCACAGAUCCUCAUUAGGUAAGUCCUUUUAUGUUUGUGUAUAAGUAAAAGUCACAUAUUUACGCAUGUAGACACCAGUUUGGAAUAAAUAAAAAAAAGUGGGCUUAAAAUGUUAAACACACAGACUGAGAGAAUGUAAGCAACACCUAAGCAUUCAAAAGAAAGUUUUCAGCUCAGUUUAAUAUUUUAGUUUCCAUAAACACCUUUGUAGAACAGAGAGGUAAAGAUGUAGAUUUAUAUAUAAUUUUUUUUCUACUAUAUUUAUUAUGCCAGGAAAUAUUCUAUAAAUGGAGCGGGCUAUUUUGUUCCCUUUGUUACACAAGUUACUAUUUGUGUUAAAUUAUUCCAAGCUUCUUUGGAUGUCCUACAGGACACCGUUUUAUCUUAAUGGUGUGAGAUUUGUUGACACGUAAUCACUCUGAAAGGACAUCAAACUGUGUCAAACUUUUCGGAAAUCUUGGUAACUCAUCGGAUAAAACAUCAGAAAUGUGACCUUGACUGUAGUGUGUGUGGCCUUUUGGGAGACGUCAGAACAAGAAAAAGUUUCCCGUGGCUGGUUUGAACUUAAACGCUGCAUCGCUUGAAGAAGAAAGAGUCAACAUAUUACUUCUUAUGGAUUCUUCUCUAGCCCACAAACUGGGUCACAAUUUUUUGAUCCAAGUUAAAGCUUCUCCAUCUUGGUUCUAACAGCAAAUGACUUCAGGUUAUAGGUGGGACCUAGCACUUUUUGUCUGUGGGUUGUGGACUACCAAAAAUAUUUGGUAGAAAUGGCUACCUGGUGUCUUCCCUCUCAAACGGUCUUGGUCUUGUCUAGAAUUUGGACGUGCUGGACUUAUCAAAGUCAGCUGCAACAUGCAUUUGAAACAGCAAAUUGGUGUGAAAGUCUUGGUUUUUACUUUGAAAUUCUCAAUGCUGCUACCUGUGUCCCAAGGAUGCAAAAUCUAGACGGAUAAACAUUUUCUAGUGUACAUCUAUGGAUUUUCUUUCCCCUGUUUGUACAAUGCAGAAAAAAGACUGCUUAGUGAAGUCCUCCAUGUCCAACCGGUGCCUCUGCUCGCUCUGCCUGCAGCUAAUGCUACGCCAGUUUGCAAUUAGCAGGGUGCUGAGUCAUUUGUGCUUGUAGAAAACUUCAACCUUCAUCAUUGUUUCAAAUGUGACAAUAAAUAAAUAAGUGUGUACUAGCAACAGACAGAUUAUUAUUCAAUUAUCAUUAUUAUUAUUCAAAAUUUAUUGAACUUAUUUUAUGAAAAGAAAAUUCUGUGUCCAUUGGUAGGCCUUCACCCUUAGACACGGAGACAAUAUCUUCUAUUAUCCAUAUGUAAACAAUAACCACGAUGCUUUUUAUCUAUGUCAAUAGUUCACAGGUUCCAAACUGGCUGCACAAGGCAACUAGUCCUAUUUUGAUGUCCCUGGAAAAACACAUUCCCCAGCCGUACGCUGGGGAAAUCCGUGGAAUAGCCAGCAUGAUGAAAAUGAACCUCGCCGAUGUCGUCAUCCUCAACUUUGCGUAUGAAUUUACUGCUUACUGCACAAGCAUCGUGGCUCAGGACGAGAACGGGAACAUCUACCACGGCAGGAAUUUUGAUUUCCCACAUUCAGUUCUGAGGAAUCUAACCAUGAAUGUUGUCUUCUUCAAAAACGGGGAGCCAGCGUACUUUGGAACGUCACUAGCCGGUUAUGUGGGGCUAUGGACCGGAAUGAGUCCAUACAAGUUCACUGUGUCUGGCAACCAGCGAGAAACGCAGGUUUGGUCAAACUGGUGGAAGAAUGUUGUGUCUGCCGUCUUUGUCCACAGCUUCCCGGUCAGCUGGCUUGUUAGGGUGACCCUGGAGGAGGCCAAAGACUUUGAGGACGCAGUCACACGUCUGUCCAAAACCCCCCUCAUCACCGGGGUGUACUACAUCGUGGGCGGGGUGCGAGCGGGAGAGGGGGUCGUCAUCACCAGAGACCGAAAGGGCCUCGCUGACAUCUGGCCCCUGGAGCCUUUAAAUGGAGGAUGGUACAGAGUGCAGACGAACUUUGACCACUGGCUUCCUCCUCCUAAAAGAGUCAAUCGAAGGGAUGUAGUCAUGAAGAAACUGGAUGCCGUGGGCCAAAAUCGCAUACGUAUGGAUAAACUUUACCAGGUUCUGUCUCUGCCUCGUGUGUGCCUCAGAACUACAAUCUACACAACAAUCAUGAGUGCAGCAACCCCGUGGGAGUACACUGCAGUUCUCAGACAGAAGAAGACCAAGUGAAGUGACCAAAAAGGAGCAGGGAGUGAUGAGUGAAUGUUUGAAAAUAAAAUUAAUACAACUCUUACAGAGACAACUGGCUUUAUCCCAAAAGACCAAUUA